UCGGGAAAUCAACUGAAAUUUGUGACUGCUGCAGUAAAGAUAUCUUCAAAAUGGUAGUUUCCUGGCAGAUAGAACACAUGAAUGUAGCUGAAGAUAAUUCUAACCUUUAAGGUUGUAUAGAGACAAGAAUGAAGCCACUGGAAGUUGCAAGUAUAGCUGAUACAGAAGGWGAGAUGGAGUGUGAGCUACAUUCCAAGGAGUUCUUUGUACAGGUUGGGUUGCUUAUAGUAGAGGGAAGGACUCCUCAGCAUUCUGAAAGAGGAAGAAUUGAAGGAAAACACUGUGCUUCCUUAAAAGGAAAUACAAGUCAUGUUUGUGAGAAGAAAGACAAGGAGUGUGAAGAGGCACUUUCAUGGAGCCAGAUGAUGGAGACUCAUUGGCUUAGUAUGAAUCCGGUUUUGAUUGAUGUAUUGGUGCAAUUGACAAAAAAUCCAAAUACUACUAUAUUACUUGAGCAGUGGACAGUAUCCGUCAUAAGUACCAGUAACAACCMCAGCACAAGUGGUAGCCAGUUACUUCAAGCUGUGAGGUCACAUAUUCAUUUUUCUCAAUUGAGUGCAUGGUUAAGUCUGUCCAGGGGAGYCAUGCCGUACAGUAUCAAAUACAGGAUGAACAAUCAAGACAGUUUCUUCAUUGAAGAGCCUUCUUUACACAUAUUCCCUUUCGCAAGUUUACCUGGUCAACGAUCACUACAAGUUACUGUUAAGUCGCUACCGCGAUGUAGUAUGCAAGARCUAAUUGAUGCUUUAGACACAUCUAGUGAAAGUAUUGUAGAUACACGAUCACCUUUACGUAAAAGAACUUGUUUAAAAGAUGUUACUAGUAGAAGUGACAGAACUUGCUCCAUAACAACUGCAAAGAAAAGUCUGAACGUUUCAUGCAGUUCACGAUGUGACAAACAAAGUGAUUUAGAAAGUGAGAUUUUACCAUUAGAAAAUCUAGGAAAUGGUUGCACUUCAAAAAGUGAUAAAACCAAUGUAGAUAGUUACGUUUUGAAUUUAGGAGCUUCUUGUUCAAAUUGGGAAUCAAAUGGAAUUGGGAAUUUGAAUGAUCGAAUAGAAAAACUUGGAAGGGAGAUUGAUCAAAUUGAAAGGACUAUCCAUCAGACUGACUCAAAGUUUUCUGCUAGUUUAAGUAAAGUAUUGAAAAAUUCGGGAAAAGAUGAGUGUCAAGGUAAAACGUUAAUCAAAGACUCAAUGUUUGACAAAAAAACGAAUACUACUUGUGAAGAAGGGAAAAAUUGGAAGUCAAAUGACAUGACUAAGAURUUGCUUCAACGAAAAUUUCGCAGUCUCAGUGAGCAAGGCAGUUUAUCGACAAACAAUGGAGCAGCAAGUAGCAAUGAAGCAGCUUGUAGCAAUGAAGCAACUUGUAGCAAUAGAGCAGCUUGUAGCAAUGGGGCAGCUUGUAAACAGACCAUGCCCUUUGAUCGUCACCAGUGCCCUACUCGACAAGGUACCGCAUCAAAUUCAAGUGAUGUAGACAUCCAUGCCAUAAAACAACCGGUUGACAGAGCCUGUUUUCGACGGUCAGUUCAAUUACCUAUCGGCGCAUGUACAGAACCAGUGUUUAAUCCUAAAACUGGACUUCCUGUGUCGUCUAGUCCUGCGCCAUUACGUCGAUCUACUAAUGAACUUUACGAAGAUACGACGGACUUCACCGAUGGUCUCUCCAACAAAGUCGACUACAGAGAGCUGUCAAAACUGUUAAGCCGAAGUGCGCCGGCGUCAACAACGCAGAGUUUACUGGUCAAUUUUGAGGAGUCAGUUUUGAAUGGAAGAAUGGAACCAGUUGGGACAGUCGAGGGUUUUACUGCAGAACUAAGUGCGAGUGGUUCAUUUUGUCCUCGACACGUCAARUUGCCAAUCAUAUCGUGUUUUUAUAGGUUAUCAGAUGAUGAUGCCCCAUCUCCAUAUAUGGGUUAUAUCAACUUGAAGGAUGAGCCGUUAGGAAGACGAGGAUAUCAUGUACCUAAGCGAGGAACCGUACAGUUGACCGUGUUUAAUCCCAACAAGACUGUGGUCAAAAUGUUUGUGGUAUUAUAUGAUUGUUCUGACAUGCCACCAAAAUCCCAGACCUUCUUAAGACAGAAAACGUAUUCGGCAUUGAAAGGAAACGUCGUUAAGAAUGAGGUUCAACAGACUUUACAUUAUCUACUACAUCUGAGGUUUGCUAGCUCAAAGUCGGGUAAAAUCUACCUCCACACGGAUAUAAGAGUUAUAUUUGCACGUCAACCACCAGAUUUAGGACACUUAUAUGAACUAUACACAAUAACAGAUGGGCCUACAGACCCUAAAUAUACUAAGAGACACCAUGUAGUAAUGGAUCCUGAGUGUUAAGGACACAACAGAUGGGCCUACAGACCCUAAAUACAUUAGGAUCUCACAAAGUGUUAGACAAGAGUAUUGAAGGACUGGUUCAGCUUGAUCCAGCGCAACAUGGCAAAUAGUAAAAUUAUCUGCAUUUCUUUGUUUGCAGAAGGAAAAUGCACAAAUGAAAAUAAAUAUUGCAUAUCUCCCUGUUAAUAGUUUGGAGUUACCAUCGAACAGUCGUUUAAAAUUGCUGACCUAUAGGUUGGCAACCACGCCCACGGCUACGCCCUGGUUAAUUGACUGCAAUGAUGAUGAAAAACAAGUGAUCGAUCAAUAUAAUUAAAAGAUUUAUAAAGUGAAAUACUAUUAAAUUAUUAAUAAGUGA
Exaiptasia diaphana is the source of this 2697-nucleotide messenger RNA. Its product is annotated as protein FAM214A. The record is from RefSeq and is a predicted model, not a curated record. The transcript is spliced from 14 exons. The coding region runs from base 129 to 2339 and encodes 736 amino acids. Lineage: Eukaryota; Metazoa; Cnidaria; Anthozoa; Actiniaria; Aiptasiidae.